Cydia splendana is the source of this 4768-nucleotide messenger RNA. It is a transcript of the gene scalloped, whose product is annotated as protein scalloped. Gene Ontology annotation, biological process: embryonic organ development; regulation of transcription by RNA polymerase II; hippo signaling. The record is from RefSeq and is a predicted model, not a curated record. Gene Ontology annotation, molecular function: RNA polymerase II cis-regulatory region sequence-specific DNA binding; DNA-binding transcription factor activity, RNA polymerase II-specific. NCBI's taxonomy places the organism in Eukaryota, Metazoa, Arthropoda, Insecta, Lepidoptera, Tortricidae. Gene Ontology annotation, cellular component: transcription regulator complex. The transcript has 12 exons. Bases 370 to 1710 code for a protein of 446 amino acids.
GUUCUCGGGAAUGAAGUGUGCUCAAGGUGCUUUUGUGUUGUUAAUUUCGCUUGAGUGUGCUUACUCGGAUGGCGCAAUUUUCGAAAGACGCGGUAUGGUAUCGUUCGCCCGCCGUACAGUUCAGUCGCGUUGGUGGCUGCAUGCGAUUUGACGUAUUCCAAUCUGCGCGUAGUGAUGUCACUUGUGCUCUUAUUUAAUGAAAUCUCAGGCGUUCUUCGCGUAAUGUGCGAGUGAAUUGUAAACAUUGACAGUGAUAUUGUAACCCAUGCAGUGAUUUUUUUCAAAAGUGUAAUGGACUGUUACUAUUCGAAAUUUUUCCCCAGGCGUAAGUGACAAAUGGGAUCGUAUCGGCGGUGAUUGGGUACAAUCAUGAUGCAUCCUGCUGGGUACUACGCUAAUCUUGCGAGCGGCGCGCUCGCAGCCGGCACCAUUGCGUCUCCGUGGAGCACGGCGGCCGGCGCGCCCGACACCAACGGAUCGGGCGGCGCCGAUGCCAAGCACCUCGACGUUGGCGACGCGAGCGAUGAUGAAAAGGACUUGUCAGCAGCUGAUGCGGAGGGUGUAUGGAGUCCCGACAUCGAACAAAGUUUUCAAGAAGCACUCGCCAUUUACCCCCCAUGUGGAAGACGCAAGAUUAUUCUCUCGGAUGAGGGCAAGAUGUACGGACGAAAUGAGCUGAUAGCGAGAUAUAUAAAAUUAAGAACAGGAAAAACACGCACAAGAAAGCAGGUGUCAUCACAUAUACAGGUGCUAGCUAGGCGGAAACUUCGUGAAAUACAGGCUAAACUUAAAGUGGAUGGUGGUAUGAUGAAAGAAAAGGCCAUGCAGUCAAUGAGCUCCCUGUCUAGCGCACAGAUCGUGGCGGGCCUGCCACAUCCAGCGUACCAUCAUACGCAAUUUUGGCAACCAGGAUUACAAGCUGGAACUUCGCAAGACGUGAAGCCGUUCCCGGGUGCUGGCUACAAGGGCGUGCCCGGCGUCGGCAGUGUCGGCGUGCCGGGCGGCACCGACGUGGCGCCGCCGCCGCCUUGGGAAGGCCGCGCCAUCGCCACGCACAAGCUGCGGCUCGUGGAGUUCUCGGCCUUCGUGGAACACCCGAGGGACCCGGAUACGUAUCCGCCGAGUACAACGCUAUCACAACAUCUAUUCGUUCACAUAGGUGGUUCAGUUACAUACGCCGAUCCACUAUUAGAGUCGGUAGAUGUGCAACAAAUAAAUGACAAGUUCCCUGAGAAGAAAGGCGGCUUGAAAGAACUCUACGAGAAGGGACCUCGAAACGCUUUCUUCUUGGUCAAGUUCUGGGCGGAUCUAAACACAAAUAAUUUAGACGAUCCCGGAGCAUUUUAUGGUGUUACUAGUGUGUAUGAAAGCAACGAAAACAUGACCAUCACGUGUAGCACAAAAGUGUGUUCAUUCGGGAAGCAAGUAGUCGAAAAAGUGGAGACGGAAUACGCGCGGUUCGAGGGGGGGAGGUUCGUGUACCGCAUCCACCGCUCGCCGAUGUGCGAGUACAUGGUCAACUUCAUACACAAGCUCAAGCACCUACCUGAGAAAUACAUGAUGAAUAGCGUGUUAGAGAACUUCACUAUUCUUCAGGUGGUGUCAAAUAGAGAUACUCAAGAGACAUUGUUAUGUGCCGCGUUUGUGUUUGAAGUGUCGAACAGUGAACACGGAGCACAGCACCACAUCUACAGGCUCGUGAAAGACUGAACCACGCACCCAUCCCUCCUUCCCUCCGCCUGUCCGUAGCUAUCAUUCCUUCGGUACACCAACUUCUAAAUAUGGACCUCACAAAUCUUCACCCAUACAAAGGUCUAAGUGCUUACUUAUCUCCAACAAAAUCCGUUUGUUACAUAAAUCAUAGUCUGCUACGAAACUGUAGUUAUUAACUAGAGUGAAAAAAUAGAAAAACUAUGUGGCCCGAGCUGGACUUGAAUACGAAGCCCAUUUACUGAAAAUUGACCUUUGCGAAUUUUCCAAUCACUCUUUUUACUAAAUUCGUUUAUCAGAAACGUCUGCUAUUAAACUACUUUUUAAUAAAAGCGAAUAAAAUUAAGCUGUUGGUGAAAUACCUCCACAAGAAAAGCUCAGAGGUAUAAUAAUAAAAAUAAAGGUACAGAAGGAUAUUUGCAGAGUUAAUUAUUAUUAACUAUUACAAAAUUGGUCCUUUAUUUCUUGAGGUGUAUACUGUGUACACGUCAUAGUGCUGAAUGCACGGUUUUCAAAGGGUUUUAUGGCCCAACUAGGACUUGAACCCGCAACAUUGGCUUUACUGGAACUAAUUACCCUUUACCAAUACUCGACUUAUCUCUGAAAUUCACUAGCGUGGCGAUAGCAGUGAGAUAGAGCUCAAUUACUUAAGAACAUUAUUGGCUCUGAUGAAGACAGAGUUGUGGGUUCGAUCUGACUCUCGGACCACAUAGUUGUUAUUAUUUUCCACUUUUAUAAAACUUUAUAUAAUUUGACAGACUUAGAAGAAAAUAUAUCCGUAAUUUGAUAGUGUUGCAAUCGUAACAUAGUAAAUUGUGAUCUGAAAAUAACGCUACAAUAUUUUUGUAACUAAAUGUUUAUUGUAUAGCUCAAUUUAAAUAAUUAUAUUUUAAUGUUUCGGUACUCUCUUUGUUCAUUUAGGUAGUCGCAACAUCACGUUUGGCGUCUUAUUAAGAUGAUUUUUUCAAGUUUUAAUUGUAAAUAGUGUUAGAGUGGCUAUUUCCACAGAUUUGCCACAACUUUAUAUUACAAUUGCAACAUUACAGCUCAUACUAUUUACAAUAAAAACUCGAAUUAACUCGUCAAUCGCUAUAAUAAACACAGACAUUUUUCCUACAAAUCAAAAUAAUUUCAACAAAUUAUUUAAUUUCCCUUGGGUCUCAAAAACCACAUGUCAAGAGUAAUAUAAAUAUUUUACAUAAUUCUUAAAAUUUAAAACAAUAUCGUUCAGUAGACGCGUGUAAAAUAAUAUCAAAUAAGAAGAUAGAAUUGAAUACACACAGUGCCUCUAUAAUUAUGUUACAUUAACAUAAAUUACUUGAGCAUAUUUAGUCUUUUCACUGUGUUUAAUAACGUAUGCAAAAAUUUAUGGAAAAUAUAUUAGAACAGUGGAAAGAUUAAAACUUAGUGUAGGAUACCAUGAAUCAUUCAUAGGUUUCAUAUGUAAGAAUUAUUAAAAAGUGUCUAGUAAAUUAAAGACAAAAAGUUUUAACCAGUUGUUAAGCACUGUUGUGGUACAAUGUUGUGUUGAUUAAAAUAACCGAUAGGUUAAAUCAACCUAAAUGUGGCGAAUGAUGUUCUAUUUAUCUUUUUUUUCACUAACCUGAUGAAUAUUCUUCUGUUAUUUAGUUUCUUAAGCAAAUGCCUUUUCAAACGAGAGAAAUCAAAUGCUCUUAAAAUGCAAUAGCUUAGGCUUAGACUUUUACCCCUUACCAGUUUUUUUCCGAGCAUAGGUUUUUCAUACAAUAUGACCGUCUGUUUUCUAUAAUUUCUACACUUUUCAUUUCCUUUUUUCCAGUAAGUAAACUCAUAUUUGUGCAUUGUUUUUGUUUUAUGCUUGCCACAUUUAAUCUUUAUCGGAGCGAUAAAUUACACACAGUCAAUAUAUUCGUGAUUUAUAUUGAAAGACGCGUCGUCAACUUUUAUUAUAUAUUUUUUGAAAUAUCUGAGAUCUAUACUUAUAUUAUGUAUAACUUUAUCUUUCCAUGCAUGAUCACUUUGGAUACUUUGAUAUCGGAGCACGAAUCCCCUGGCAGCUAGGUUGAAAGCAAUACUAUAUCAUAUUAGCACCCACUUCCAGUGAGAUUAUGUCCAAACAAUUAUUUUCUAAUUUACCGCAGCAACCUAGGCAUCUCGCUUUCAACUCUCAAAGUACAAAUAAGUGUUGACACGUUACUCGAAACAACCUGCCGAUUAUACAAUAAGUAUUUACGUGGCAAUGAUUUGAUCUCUCUUUUAGUCAAAUAUUUUAAGGGUCCUCCCAGCAGCGCAACGGCGUGCGCACAUUUAAGUUUAAACUGCGUUAAGGUUUAUGUGCAUUAAAUAGUUUUAGUUUCAAGACAUGAGGUAGGCAAAUAUUAUCUUAGAUAAUAACAAUAAGAGAUUUUUGUAUUUAUUUGAUAUAGUUAUAUUAGAUAAUUGUAAAGUGAAUAGUUUUAAGUUUUUUUUUUAUAUGGCGAUGGUCGUUUCCGAUUGUAAAACUAACGUCAUAUUCGGUACUUAAAAAAAAUAACUUAAUUUUGGUUGCAAUUUCGACUUGAUUUCAUUAAUGUAGGGGUCAAGAAUAUUAAUAUUAAAUAUUGGCGUGUGAAAAAACAGAUCUAAUUUGUUGUGAUAUUGUACAUUUAUAUGGUUCAUUUUACUCAAAUGAGAUUAAAUGCUGUGUAAACAAAAUUGUCAUUGGUAGUUUACAUUUUUUUAUUUUCUUUAUAGAUGGCAAUAAUGUGUAAAUUCAUUAUGUAAAUAGGAUACCUUUAGUGCAUUUCUUUCCGCUAGUGUUCUAAGCGAUCUUCGCUUUUAAAAGUCUUUCAUAUCGACAAUCUGCCAUAUCAAACUAAAAAUAUAAAAAUUUAGUCGGCAGCGUUGCAGACAAUCAUUUGCUUUUCGUUAUUAAGAUUAUGCAAUAGUAUUUUUCUUGAGAAAUAAUAUUUUCUUUUGAUAUGUUUAGUAGUAGGUAAAUGAUUUUCUACAAGACCAGCCGACUUUGUGUACAGUAUUUUAAAGAUAAUAUUACGUUAAAGAUUUGUAUGAAAAUUUAAUUAUAUUGUCUUCAUAAAAA